Molecule: messenger RNA, 3540 nt
Organism: Dendronephthya gigantea
Lineage: Eukaryota; Metazoa; Cnidaria; Anthozoa; Malacalcyonacea; Nephtheidae
Product: NADPH oxidase 5-like
Exons: 16
Coding region: 439-3393 (984 amino acids)
Biological process (GO): superoxide anion generation; defense response
Cellular component (GO): NADPH oxidase complex; plasma membrane
Molecular function (GO): calcium ion binding; superoxide-generating NAD(P)H oxidase activity
Source: RefSeq, a predicted model, not a curated record
CUUAAAUCAUUACUGAAUAAACAUUUCCGAAGACGGGAUUCUAUGACAUUUAUAAAUGCAAGUCAAAUGAAAACAAGUUAAAAGCAGAAGCUCAAUUUAUCUUUUCAUAUCAGAAAAGGGAAAAAGGUUCCCUAACGAAACGGACGCGUGAUAAAUUCAGACGAACUCUUCCUUCUCUCUACAGCGGGGGAGGGCAAAUAUUUUAAGAUUGAAGACGCUGCAUUUUGUCUGAUAAUGUCUGUGGUCACAAAUAAUAAGACAUGAAACAGACUAUGCUUCAGGGUAUUUGAAAAAUCCAUCCGAAGCAUCGAUUCAGACAAGAAAGUAUAUAUCAACUGAGGUAUCUCAACAGUCGCGUUUAAUCCAUCCUGCUUCCGUCUAACUCGUCCAGUAUUAACUUUCAUGUUUCAACAAUUCAAAGGACGUUUAUGAUAUGAAAUGGCGGCAGACAGAGAAAGUUUAUUAUUGGAAGAAACAAAACAACAGAAGCGAUCAAAUCGUCUGUCCGUGCAAAUUCCCGCUCCGGGUGAAAGUCGUGUAUCACUCAGCAGUCCUGUCAAGACCAGACGAACAGACACCAAGACAAUCAACCGAAGAUCAACAUGGUUUGGUAAAGCUUUCGAUGCCGUUGGAAAUAAUGGCGUGAUCGAUAAACUGUUGUUUAUUAAGGCAACCCAUGACAUUGAGGAUUUCGUCCAGAACUUGUUCGAACUUUUCGACACACAGAAUCGUGGUUAUAUAAGUAUCCAGGAAUUAAUCGGAGGCCUUCGACUGCUCAUGGUAGAGAGCGGAAAGGCCAGCGGGGAGAAGACACUGCAGUGGUUUACGAAUUACUUCAAAAAGAAUUAUUGUUGCGAAACAUGUGAGAUACGAUUUAGAGAUUUCAAACAAGCAUUUGAGAACAAAACGUUCACAGAGAAAUUAUUUGGUCUUCUCGAUCGUAACUCUGACGGAGUUAUCGAUAUCAAUGAAUUUAUUGGAAGUCUUGAUAGAUUAGAAUGCGCAACCACCGAUAUCAAAUGGUUUGAAUGGAUAGAGGAACAUUUCAACGUUGCUUCUUUGAAAGGCAGGAAGAUUACUUUUGAACAAUUUAAAGAAACUUUGCAACUCGAACAGGUGUUUUUCGCUGAAAGAUUUUUCACGAUAUUCGACAAAAAUGGAGACGGGAAGAUCGACAUGAAAGAGUUGAUUGAAGGAUUGGAACUCUUAAGAAAUGGAACAGUCACGGAUAAACUUACCUUUCUUUUUCGUGUCUACGACAUUGACGGAAAUGGUUAUUUAAAUCGUGAGGAAAUGAAAACCAUACUUCUUUCUGGCCUUGAAGAGAGCAAACUAAGAUUGAAUGAUCAGCAAGUGGAUGAACUCAUGGAAGUAUUUUUUGAAGAAGUACAGUCAGAACGUGCUGGGGUUAUUGAUUUGGAGGAAUUCAAAAACUUUCUUUCAAAAUAUCCAGCAUUGGCUGAGAAUUUAUCUGUCAGUGUUGGCCACUUGCUUCAACCUCCUACACCAAAGAUAAAGAAGCCAAUAUCUCGUUUCAUCCCCAAACGUCUACGUUGGAAUUAUAUUCAUCAAAACCCAUCAAAAGUAACAGCUGUAGCUGUCUACUCUUUCCUGAAUGUUGCAUUGUUUAUUUGGGUUGGUUUUCAAAGAAGAAACGAAAGUUUUUGGAUAAUCAUUGCUCGAACAUUUGGGAUGUGUUUGAACUUUAAUAGCGUGUUUGUUUUAGUCCUAAUGUUAAAGAGCUCUCUUACGUGGCUACGUUCAACUUGGAUCGGCAAAUACCUUCCUAUAGAUCAACAUAUUCAGUAUCAUAAAGGAGUUGCUGUGAUUAUUUUCAUUUUCUCAAUUCUUCAUUGUGCUGGACAUCUUGGAAGAUACGUGAACAUGGCUCAGAGCAGCGGCAACUCUACGCAUUUCGAAGUUUGGGAAUAUUUAUUUACGUUAAAAACUCCUGAAGGUUGGGUUGGAGGUUCAGCAGGAAUGACCGGAAUUUUACUUUUGAUAAUUCUUGGAAUUAUAUUUGUACUGUCUCAACCAUUUGUUAGAGAGCGAGGAUAUUUCGAGUUGUUUUACGUUUUUCAUCAUUUAUACAUUCUCUGGUGGACUUUAUUGAUUCUUCAUGCUCCGGACUUUUGGAAAUGGUUUAUUGGUCCCGCAUUUAUUUAUUUAUGCGAAAGAAUAUGGAGUUUAAGGAUCGUUAACAGAGCUCGAUACGGAAAGACGUUCAUACAAGAAGGAAUUACAUAUCCCUCGAAGGUGACCCAUCUGGUGAUCAAAAGACCUCCAAACUUCCACUAUAAACCUGGCGACUACGUGUUGGUAAAUAUUCCCAAGAUUGCGAAAUAUGAAUGGCAUCCGUUUACGAUCAGCAGCCCCCCAGAACAGUCCAGUUAUAUUUGGCUGCAUAUUCGUGCAGUGGGAACAUGGACCAAGAAAUUAUUUGAUCAUUACGAAGAAGAAGAAAAAGAAGAAUGCAAGAGAUUAUCAUUAAAACGAACAGCAAUCCGAAGACAAAAGACAUUCAAAGCUAGAGAAGUUGAAAGAGAUAAUGAGCUGUCGAUUCGUGAAAUGAGAGCCAGAAAUAUUCGACGUAAAAGACUGGGGGUGAUUAUCGAGGAUGACCCAGAGGAUGGCGAAUUACGUGAAGUUGUAUUUGAAGCAAAAACUGGUUCAUUGAGAAGGAGUGUAAGAAAGAAAAUAAAUAAGAAAGAAGAAGUAGAACUAGUUAACUUUUCCAAAGAAAAAAGGGAUUCCGUGACGACUGAAAGCAAGUUGCUGAUAUAUCUGAAUGGCCCAUACGGAACUCCAUCGACAGAUUUCUCCGAGGCUGAGCAUGCAGUUUUAAUCUCAUGUGGUAUCGGUGUGACGCCAUUUGCAUCAAUUCUGAAAACAAUCAUGCUAAGAUAUCAACACGCAUCCCAUUCUUGUCCCAAAUGUUCCUACUCCUGGGUUGGAAAUGUUCCGUUCUCUUUGAGGAAAUUACAAAAGGUGGAUUUCUUUUGGAUCAACCGUGAUCAAUAUUCCUUUGAAUGGUUUCUAAGUUUGAUGAGAGAGCUCGAAGUGCAACAAUCCGAACAUGAAGGCGUUUUUAGUGAACAUUUUUUAGACAUGCACAUCUACAUGACAUCAGCUUUACGAAAACAAGAUAUGAAAGCGCUUGGCUUACAACUGGCACUUGAUUUGCUCCAUGAAAAGAAAGAAAGGGAUUUAAUCACUGGUUUAAGAACGAGAACUAACGCAGGAAGACCAGACUGGGAGGAGGUUUUCGAGGACUUGAAAGCAAUGGAUUAUGGACACAUAACAGUAUUCUAUUGUGGAAAUGCCGCCCUGGGGAAAAUACUAAAAAGUCUGUGUCAGAAAUAUCAUUUUGGAUUUAAAAAGGAAAACUUUUAAACAUUGUAUGCAUGCAUCUCAAUUCAUAGUUUGGAUUAUAUUGCAAGAAUAUAUUUUGGAGUAAUAUAGCUAGUUUGAUACAAAAAAAAGAUCGCAAGAAACUGUAUUGGCAUAAUUUAUGACCUGCAGAGUUGAGUGUUUGUAUAU